CUGUAGGUAUAAUAGUGUACUCAGUCCCGCGCUCCCCUCUAUGGUAUGUCACAGCAAGCGCGAGUCACAUGAUCUUGCAAGGAUCGCCAAAAAUCGCCGACUUCGAAGCUCCUGUCCAGACAGCGACGAUGACAACCAGCAACACAAUGACUGUCACAAUGCUCCGCAGAUUCCUGAUGCCAUCGGUACGGAUGCCAUUAUCUGCAUCGACACCGAAAUCAAACCCAUCACCCUCCCUCGUUCGCCACUUCUCCGCUACUCCUUCCCCAUUCGCAACUUACAACCAAGUCGUAAAGGGCUGCCGCGUCGCCCAGCGAGCACGAAAAGCUGUCUCUCCAGCUCUCCGCGACGUCAAGGCUCCCGAACUCAAAGGUGUCUGCAUCAAAGUCGGCAUCACCAAGCCCAAGAAACCCAAUUCCGCAGAACGAAAGACGGCAAGAGUAAGGCUUAGCACAGGCAGGGUUGUGACGUGUUAUAUUCCUGGGGAGGGUCAUAAUGUGCAGCAGCAUUCGGUGGUAUUGGUUAGAGGGGGCAGAAGUCAGGAUUGUCCUGGUGUGAGGUAUCAUUUGGUUAGAGGGGCUAUGGAUUUGGUACGUUAUUUUCUCGAAUGGUGUCUAAAUGGGACAAUAUUAGUACCUGGAAGCUAAAUAGGGCUAAUAAUUGUGCUUAGGGUGGUGUUGGGAAUAGAGUGACAAGUCGAUCAAAGUAUGGGACGAAGAAGCCGAAAACGACAACAUAGAACUGCAUAAAAAUUGAUUCUGGGAGGGGUAUAUGGCACGUUCUUAGAUUCGGAGAUGCAUUGAUGGCGUUGGGAAUUGGUCGACUAGCUCUGUAUAUCUAUGCACUGUACAAAAGGAAGAAAUGACUAGAACGAAGAGCAGAAGCCAUCGUUCGGGUGUCUAAUGAUGACAGCUGGACUCUUCUAUCCUUGUACCAUGCCUGUUCGCCUCAUCUUCUCUGCUCUGUAACUUCUCAUGAUCUCACGAACACGUCCAGCCAAAGUGAACAUCUAUACCUGGAGCUCGGUUGCAGAAAUUCCGGCCCUCAGAUCAGAAGAAAUAUUAAAAUGACAGUGAAAAGUGAGUAAAUAGAAACUUCACAAUCUGACAGU
Molecule: messenger RNA, 1111 nt
Organism: Cadophora gregata
Lineage: Eukaryota; Fungi; Ascomycota; Leotiomycetes; Helotiales; Ploettnerulaceae
Exons: 2
Coding region: 69-647 (192 amino acids)
Biological process (GO): translation
Cellular component (GO): small ribosomal subunit; ribosome
Molecular function (GO): structural constituent of ribosome
Source: RefSeq, a predicted model, not a curated record